UUGGCAACAGGUUAAGCACUCUAUACCCUCUAUACGCAUAAACUUUUACACACGAUACACAUGGAUGGUUGUACCAAACAAGAGCAAACCAAAAUGGACGAACAAAAGUUUCAAUUGUCAAAAACUGAUAUCGAUUUAGAUACAAUUUACAAUCGAUUGAUAACUUGCAUAUGCGAACUGCAGUCCCGAAGGAAUGAAGUGACUUUGCUGAAAACCACGUUGGACGAAACAAACCGGAUGAAAGCCGCUUUGGAGAACGAUGCCCAAAACUUCCAACGUGAGAUGACCGAACUGCGGGACCAGCUGAAGAUAGCACUGGAUGCUCUCAAUCAGAAGGAAGCCAUCCGCAAUGGCUUCAUGGAGAAUGCUGCCCGACAAAAUGUUCAGCUUGAAGCAGUGACUAAUGAUAACGAACGUUUGAAUGUGAAGAUCGAAACGUCACAGGUGAAGAUAAUGGAACUUACACGAGACAACAGCAAACUUCUGGAACAGCUAAAGGCUCUCCAGGGAGCUCAAAAUCCAACGACGGAGAGCACAGACCGCAUUUGGAAGGCCAUGGAUGUUUUGAAUGGUCAUUUGCAAAAAUUGGAAGCUGACCAUUUGGUUCUUAGUGAAACCGCAGAAUCGUCAAACAAGAUAGCUGAAGAAGCGGCCUCGGCGUUAGUAAACAGCAGAAACAACCUGAUGCGAGUGCAAAAUGAGAACAUGCUCCUAAAACGCAGAAUUGUGGAGCUGGAAGCAAAAAUUAUAACGAUUUCAUCUGACGCAGCAUUAAACAAAUCGGAGAAACUCGAAGAAGAUUCUUUCGACAAGUUUGAAGAACACCUGAAAACUGUCACCGAAGAACUUGAGCUGGAACGUGAAAUAAACGUUAAACUUCGUGACGAUAUGGAUGCCCUGAUGGCUCUGCAGAAUUGUCUCACCAAUGACGGUAAUAUCGUUGGGGACAGUGACGGUAAUAUCGAGGGCGUCGGUGAGCAGCAACCCGAUACACAACUCCCAGACGAAUCAAAUUCCACGGAACUCAUGGAGACAGCUUGAAGGUCAUUUUUUACAAACUUUGUUCGAAGCGGGGAUGCCGACCACUUUUCUAAAUACGAUUUAUUUAAUUUCUUCGUGGAUUGAUUAGAAUUUGUUUGAUUUGCUAAGUGUGUGAAAUAUAUCAGUAACUGUUAAAUACUCAACGGAACUUCGCUUUGUUAAAGUUGAAUAGAAAUUAGUUGGUUUUCAGAACGAUUUCAUUUAAUUACGUCGGCUAGGCGUUCGUUUAGUUAGUGUAUUGAAUUGUACAUGGUUGAAACCAAAUUUCUGAAAACAAUGGGAAAUCUGGCAAUUUAAAUGUAGUUAACUAUAUAUUAACACCAUAACCUAUAAAAUUCAAAUUUAGAGUUAAAAAUAAAAAUAUUCGUAUAUUAAUUUGAUUCUCGCUUGGCGUUAUAAUUGGUUCAGUUUCAGCUAGUUUUGCUUGAUCGCUUCUAUCAUAACUAUUGUUUUUAUUUUUAGUUGGUUGUGUUUGUGUCUUUUAUUUUCAUCGAUUAAUAUGCCAUAAUGCAUAUUUUUGGGAUGUUUUGGAUGUUGUCAAACAGCUAUCAUUUUAUUGUCCACAUUUAAAGCUACAUUUGGUUGGAGUUUUAGUGAAUUUGGGGUGUUUCUGUUAUUUACUUUUCUGUUUUUGUUAUGAGCAGAUCUAUCAUUUACUCUCUAAGAAAGCAUACAUUUCGCGUUAAAAUAACGGCACAUUUAGCUAAACAACUCAAAUAAUAAAAAAUAACCAACAAAUUUCAGUCAGAAGUCUUUCCAGGAUAUUUCGGAAUUUAAUCAAAGGGCUCAAAUAACCACAGAAAUUUUCUAGCUACGCCACAACAUUUGUUUUAUAAUGAGAAAGCCUUGGGUUGGUCCCGUGGCGUAGUUGGCUACAUAUUCAUCUUAUGAGCAGAGGGGCAUGGGUUCGCUUCACAUCCUCCUCAACUUUUGUCAAGUCACUGUAAGGUGACGUGAAGGACGACGCUUUGGGGAAUGCUUGUGCAUCACAAUCAUCGGACAGCGCCUGACAAUGACGAUACAUGAAUAAAAUGGGAACCAGACACCACAGCAAUGAAAAUCGGACUAGAUAAAGGCUGUGUUCAAAGCGACGAACGAACUAAUUAUUCAUUAUCAAUUACUAUGAUAAUAAAUAAUUCCAAAUUAAAAAAAAAAAGAGAAAGCCAUCAAAUUUCCCGGUACCAAAAUAUGCAAAGCAAGAAUUGCUUCAUAUUUUGGUAGAAUUAUUCUAAGGCCUUCCAUUUUCUAAUUCAGGGAGAAAUCCGCCAAUGUAAUCACCCGUAACUCGUUGUAGAAGAUAUUAUUUUGAAUCAAAUGUUUUUAUAUAAAUUGGAACCAAAGUCGAAGCUUGGAUUAACAGCACUUUUGGUGAAACCUUUAUUUGGGACCCCUUAGAGUUUUUUUUUUAAAUUUUGUGAUCAGUGGUCAUUAGCUUGCAUUGUCUGGAGACAGUAUUGACAACGACAACACAAACUCUUCCACCCGUCUCUGCUACGGUGUCGAAAAUACACCCCAAUGGCAAUUGGAGCAGGGGUGCUUUCACUUCAUUGACCAGCUCUAGCUGAUCAGCACGGAUAUCCCAUUGUGGCUACUUCCACUUCACUCGCUGCUAAAGGUUACUGACAUAGACCAGGUAUACCCCGUUAGGCAUAAGUACGUUAGGCAUAACAUUACCCAAAGAACAGCACAUGACAUAAAGAAGGCAGAAUUGUGCCAAAGAUCCAUUAUGCCUAACGCCCUUAUGCCUAACGUACUUAUGCUUAACGUCGCCGACCCACAUAGACCUGUUGCCAGCAACGCCAGAGGUCUUUGAUCGAUUUUUUUCAUGCGCUGUAGGCAGAGGCGUAGCGUGGACUCCAAGCGCCCUUGGCGAAAGUUCAUUGGGCGCCCCUUCUUUAGCAAAAAGAAUGUGCAAUAAUUAAUUUUAAAAGAGCAUUUCGAAUCUUACCUACCCAAAAGAAGUAAGAUUAAAAGUUCAGAUACUUGAAAAACAUUUAUACCUGAAAGUCUACGUGGAUUAAAGUAAAUUCCCCUAAAUGGAAGUUCAUAAAAAUUGCUCAAAGUUCUUUACAGAAAUUUACAAAGUAUAACACGGAAAGGCGGGGCAUAAGAAACAUAUACAUCAAAUAAAAUUUUCAGAUGUUCACAAUCACCAUUUUUACGUGAUGCACUGAAAUACCAUUUCCUCUACGGGUCCUUUUAGCCCCUGAAACUUAUGCUCGAAUAUGAUUGAAGCAGAUUGCUAAAUAUUAAAAAAAAAAUGCUGGAAAUCUAACUCUGAAGUGGGUCGGUUGAAAGUCGGAAUCGCUAUCGGACGUAUUCGAAUCAAGAAAAUCUAAUGUGGAUCUGUCGACCGAUUUGUACCAUACUGCUGGAUCAAUUUGGACAAUAAAAUCUAACUCUAAAUCUAAUCUAAAUCUAAAUCUAAUGUUAAGAAUCGUCAUCGAACUUAGUGGAAUCGUGAAAUCCUCUAUUUUAUAGUAGAUUGGCUGAAGGGAGGAAACGUAAGCUUACCUAUUUGGAUCAAGUAAAAUACAACUCUGGAGUGGGUCUAUCGAUGAUUUGGGAACACAUCUGGACCUAGAAGGGUCAAUGAAAAUUAGCUCUGAAGUGGUAUAAUCGAUGUUCAGAAUCGCUAUCCGAUUUAUUUGGUUUAAUAAAUUAGUCUGUCGAUGGUUAGAAUCACUACAUGCUGUAGUGGGUUGGUUGAUGGCCGAAAUAGCCAUCAGAACUAUUGUGGUCAAAAAAAAAUGUUACUCUGGUAUGGGUCUGUCGGUGGUUUGCAGACACUCCUGCACAUAAUUGAGUUAAAAUAUUUCAACUUUAAAAUGGGUCCCAAUUCCCAUAGGAAGCAAGAAGGACAAAGAAGAAAAUAAAACUGGGCUGAUAGUAAAUAUUUUGUUGCCAAAAUCCCACUAUGUAGUUGCUACUGUCGUCAGAUAGCUACAAAAGAGAUUAUAAACUACAGAGAAAGAUUGCGAAGGAUUGUCGUUGUUGUCGCUGUCCUGAAUAUCUUUUACUGGAUGGGUUGCACGGGAGCAAAAUAUCAUUGCAAAAUCCACACCAUUCAACAAUUCUGUACUCAGCAUAUUUUGGACAGCAGAACUGUGUUCUUUAAUCACAGUUCUACUGAUUUCUGGGUAUCGGAAAUGGCACUUCAAACAUAGCAGUCAAUAACACCUUUUGGAUGGAUGGAUGGAUGUAUUCCCUAAAAGAAUCCACUGGGAAAAGCUGAAUCAUUUCAAACCGAUGAUUUGAGAGUUAAUUGUCUUCACUACUAUUCCAGAAGUCACUUGUAACGCGAUAGUGCCUAUAAUGGAUCUAACCGAUCUCACAAUGUGGGUAUCAAACCUAAUGAUUUUCAUGACUAAGAUACUUUUAGAAUUUCUCUUAUUCGAUUUGGGCCAGCUAAAUGACAUGUUGGUAUAGAAAUAAAUAAUACCUUUGCUUGCUUCAGUUUACUCAAAUCUUUAUUUAGCGUUAUUCUUGAUUUCGGCGCCCCCUAGAGGCUGGCGCCCUUGGCGGAGGUCGAUCCGGCCAACCACACGCUACGGCGCUGGCUGUAGGCCAUACAUUCGAUUCUGAUUAUUGCCGAUAAGGUCGGGUUCCGGAUGGCAAUGCUCGGGGUUCGACAAUUAAGAAGUGGCCAAAUUAAAGUGGAGCAAUCACCAGGAGAAUCAUUAAAUGGAAGUACCGCCAAGGUACGCCGAACGUGCCGGAUGAAGCGAAACUUGAUUCCACUCCCUAAGCAAAAGUUUCUUAAGUCCUCCUAAUCCGAAAUUGAUGACGAAACUCGCCUCGCAUUGCACGAAGUUCGAUGAGGCGUUUAGUAGCGAACUCCAGUUCCGACAGAGCUGGAAUCUUGAACUGGAGUAUAUCCGAUUGGGGGAGAGAGAGAGAAGUCCCAGAGCCCCUAACUGUAGACGAACGAUCUACUUCGAUUUCUUUUUUGAUUUCCUACAAUUUGCGACAUUUCAUUCAUUUAUUUAGUUAACAUCUAAACAGAUAACACUGAAUCAACAAUUUGACGCCACAAUGCACGGUUCGAGGCCACAUCUCUCCAUCCUCGGAUACGCCCCACGCUCGCCAUGUCGUUCUGCACCUGGUCUGCCCAUCUCGCUCGCUGCGCUCCACGCCGUCUCGUACCUGCCGGAUCGGAAGCGAACACCAUCUUUGCAGGGUUGCUGUCCGGCAUUCUUGCAACAUGUCCUGCCCAUCGUAUCCUUCCGGCUUUAGCUACCUUCUGGAUACUGGGUUCGCCGUAGAGUUGGGCGAGCUCAUGGUUCAUUC
Molecule: messenger RNA, 5331 nt
Organism: Armigeres subalbatus
Lineage: Eukaryota; Metazoa; Arthropoda; Insecta; Diptera; Culicidae
Product: tropomyosin-1-like
Exons: 6
Coding region: 61-1041 (326 amino acids)
Source: RefSeq, a predicted model, not a curated record